This is a messenger RNA of Ruditapes philippinarum (Manila clam), 927 nucleotides long. RefSeq lists its product as uncharacterized. The record is from RefSeq and is a predicted model, not a curated record. The transcript has 5 exons. Lineage: Eukaryota; Metazoa; Mollusca; Bivalvia; Venerida; Veneridae. Bases 175 to 927 code for a protein of 250 amino acids.
AAUAACUUUAACUCAGACAUAGUAUAGGUAUAAUGGUAUAAGUUAAUGAUAUUGUGUAGAUAUCUGAUUAGAAUAAAAGUUAAUAAAAACACAUCAUUGAUGGAGAAAAAAUUGUGAUUAUAGUUUAUCAUCUUCUACAAGGUCUUUACAAAACGGCAAAACAAGGAUUUGAUUAUGGUAAAAUCCGGGCGACGAGUUUGGAUAAUUGUUCUCCUAUCUAUUAUUGUGUGUCAACAUGCAUACGCACGUGAAGGACAAUUCUAUGGUGGAUCAAUGAGUCAUAGACAAGAACAACAAGCAGAUGGUAGCUCCUUGGUCAUCAUUGAACUUAUAACUGGAUGGGUACUCGGGAAAGGGCCAUGCGGAGCAGCAUGUAGCAGAACUGACAUUGGUAGAUCAACACGCUCAACACGACAAAUGAUCUCAUCAUUAGAUCCAGGAUACCUCGGCCACUUUAUAUUAGAGUAUAAGAGGGCAGAUCAUCGGUUAGAAACAAGAGAUAUAGAUGCGACUGUGAACAAAACAUACAAUGAAACAGUUAUUGACGUUGAUGAGUAUACACAAUGGGAGCAGGAAAAAAUGCAUUUCGGCGUUCUUAUGGAGAAGGAUAAACGAGAAAUAGAUAUCAGUUUUAAAGGGCAUUCUUGGCGUCAUAUCUCAUUUCAAUCAUCUACAAGUAACCUAAGUUGGCAUUUCCAAACCAAGAUAUCAUCUUUUAUUCGAAGUGAUACGAACAGAACAAACAGCAGCCCAAGAUCUCUAAGUAGACCCAUUUACAGGAUAGCACUAGACAGGGUAUCAACUAUUUACAUCCAAGUAGUAGAUGCCGAGGGAGAUUUUAUUAUAUGUGAGCUAGCAAGGUAUAUAGAAGCUGGAAUAAUAUCUUUCCACCCGCCAACAAACGUAAUUGUUUAUGAGGUUGGUUAA